This is a messenger RNA of Aspergillus terreus NIH2624, 741 nucleotides long. RefSeq lists its product as uncharacterized. The record is from RefSeq and is a predicted model, not a curated record. The transcript has 4 exons. Gene Ontology annotation, biological process: spliceosomal complex assembly; regulation of mRNA processing; protein phosphorylation. Gene Ontology annotation, molecular function: ATP binding; protein kinase activity. Lineage: Eukaryota; Fungi; Ascomycota; Eurotiomycetes; Eurotiales; Aspergillaceae. Bases 1 to 741 code for a protein of 246 amino acids.
AUGUUUGUCUUGUCUUUGAGCCUUUACUUGUUAUGGUCAGGAUUUCAUUUUCAUCUACGAGCAACAGAUCUGAAGCCGGAUAAUAUCAUGGUGCGAUUGGAAGAUCCCGAGCUCCUGUCGCGGUAUGCCCGAGAUGAGUUUGAAAACCCAUUACCUCAGAAGCAUUGCGAUGAUGGCCGCAUCAUCUACCUGUCCCGUAACACCUAUGGGCCGCUGAAGGACAUCCUCGGUCUGGUUGAAAUCACCGACUUUGACCUAGCAGUCCACGGGGACUCCCCACAGGAUGGCUGUAUCCUGGCCGAGGUAUAUCGUGCACCGGAGGUUAUUCUUGACCGGGGUUAUACGUAUAGCGCCGAUAUAUGGAGCCUAGGCGUUAUGCUAUGGGAUUUUCUAGAAGGACGAACGCUCUUUGAAGCAGUUGAUCCACGAGUCGUUGAAGAAUAUGACGACGAAACACAUCUUGCGUAUAUAACAUCGCUUUUAGGUCCUGCACCCAAGGACUUGGUUGGCCGCGGCAAGAGGACAUCGAUGUUCUACACGGCAGCGGGAACGCUCAAAAACCCAGACCUUGUCCCUAGUACUUUCAGCUUCGAAAGCACUCUCUCCAAGUUCAAUGGAGAAGAGAAGAAGAUGUUUAUCAACUUCGUCAGCCCGAUGAUCAAAUGGAACCCCGAAGAGCGAAGCACAGCGAAGGAGUUACUGCAGGAUCCGUGGCUUCACAACGACUAUACUCAAAUAUGA